This is a messenger RNA of Miscanthus lutarioriparius, 621 nucleotides long. The record is from the annotation of a GenBank genome assembly. NCBI's taxonomy places the organism in Eukaryota, Viridiplantae, Streptophyta, Magnoliopsida, Poales, Poaceae.
AUGGCCGUCAGGAAGAUCUACCGCAAGCUGUUCAGCUGCUCCGUCGAGGAAGACGUCGCGUCUUCCCCUGCGCUCCAAGAGCCUCUCAAGAAGAUGUUGCUCCGUCUUGUGAGCUCCUACCGCUACGCCGGCGAGCAUGUCGACAUGGACGUCGCGAAGCUGGAGGCGGCUGAGCUGUCAGAGGCCAUCAGAGAGAAGCGCCUACACGGGGACGAGGUUGCCCGGAUCAUCAGCACCCGUAGCAAGCCUCAGCUCAGAGCGACGUUCCAACAGUACAAGGACGACCAAGGAACAGACGUCGUCGAGGAUAUCAGCAGCAGCCAUUGCGGCGGCAGUGGCGGCGGUGGCAAGCAGCUCGCUGGGAUGCUAAGGAGCGCCGUCCUGUGCUUGACGUCGCCGGAAAAGCACUUUGCAGAGGUCAUCAGGUACUCGAUCUUGGGACUGGGGACGUACGAGGACAUGCUCACGAGGGUGAUCGUGUCGCGGGCGGAGGUCGACUUGGAGCAGGUCAAGGAGGAAUACAGGGCGAGGUACGGGAGCGCUGUGAGCCUCGACGUCGCCGGCGACACCUCCUUCGGCUACAGGGACAUUUUGCUGGCCUUGCUAGGGGGGCAGGAGUAA